Molecule: messenger RNA, 564 nt
Organism: Pichia membranifaciens NRRL Y-2026
Lineage: Eukaryota; Fungi; Ascomycota; Pichiomycetes; Pichiales; Pichiaceae
Exons: 1
Coding region: 1-564 (187 amino acids)
Biological process (GO): retrograde vesicle-mediated transport, Golgi to endoplasmic reticulum; protein retention in ER lumen
Cellular component (GO): Golgi membrane
Source: RefSeq, a predicted model, not a curated record
AUGGAUUUUGAAGAAGACCAGACGUCAUCUUCCCAGUUUGACGUGUACAGGCACCGGGCGGAAGUAACGUACCGUAAGUUCCUAGACUACAUUACACCACACAUUAUUGCCAGAUGGAUUGCGACAUAUGUGAUCAUCAUAAUCUUCAUGGCACGUAUUCUGGUUGUUGAAGGGUGGUACAUUGUUUGUUAUGCGUGGGCCAUCUUUCUAUUGAACAUGUUCUUAAGAUUCUUGACCCCAAAGAUCGAUCCAUCCAUUGAGCAAGACAUCCAAAACGACUCUGUCGAGGCCGGCACAGGGAAGAUGGACGAGAACGACGAGGAGUUCAAGCCAUUUAUCAGAAGGUUGCCUGAGUUUAGGUUCUGGUUGAAGACAACGGUGUCUACCGUUGUCGCCCUCUUUUGCUCGUUGUUUUCUGUGUUUGAUAUUCCUGUCUUUUGGCCGAUCCUCGUCGUCUACUUCAUCAUCCUUUUCAUGGUGACUAUGAGAAGACAGAUCCAGCACAUGAUCAAAUAUAGAUACUUGCCUUUUGAUUUGGGAAAGACAAAAUACGGCUCUAAAUAA